Lotus japonicus is the source of this 725-nucleotide messenger RNA. RefSeq lists its product as uncharacterized. The record is from RefSeq and is a predicted model, not a curated record. The transcript has a single exon. NCBI's taxonomy places the organism in Eukaryota, Viridiplantae, Streptophyta, Magnoliopsida, Fabales, Fabaceae. Bases 115 to 618 code for a protein of 167 amino acids.
CAAUCAGUGUUAACUCACAGACACCACAGCAAAUCAAAACAGAGCUUAGAAUCGAAGCAGAGAGAGAGUGAGAUCGAUCGAUCAUCAUCAUCAUCAUCAUCAUCAUCAUCAUCGAUGUCGCUGGUAACAGAAGAAAUCAGAGGCAGAUCAGAGAUUUACCAUGGCGACGAACUCUGCCAAGUCAAAUCCAAGGAUCUGUUGAAGGAAAUCGCUCUUCCCAAUGGCUUACUUCCACUGAAAGACAUGGAGGAGUGUGGAAUCAACAGGGAAUCUGGAUUGGUGUGGCUGAAGCAGAAGAAGAGCACCACGCACAAGUUCGACAAGAUCGGGAAGCUUGUUUCGUACGGGCCGGAGGUGACUGCUCAGGUUGAGAAAGGGAAGAUCAAGAAGCUCACUGGUGUGAAGACGAAGGAGCUUCUGCUUUGGGUGUCGCUGAGUGAUAUCUACACGGAUGAACCGCCGACAGGGAAGAUCACGUUCAAGACGCCGGCUGGGCUUUACAGGUCGUUUCCUGUGUCUGCUUUUGAGAUUGUGGAAGAGAAAUCUUGUGUGGAGGAGAAGAGUAAGAAUCAUGAGGUUGUUGGAGAUGGUGUUGGUGGAGGAGUCAAAGAGGUUUGAUUAACAAUUUAAUAGAAUUACCACAUGCAAUUGUGGCUGGAUUAAAUGUUGACUAAUAAGUUAUAAGAAUUAUAAUGAAGGAUGAUGAUGAUGUUAUUUUUAGUUUA